GUAGGAUGCUCAAGCUUCCGGUCUGUCAUCAACGCACGAUGCAUCUAGAUAUUACCUACCUACCUAGGGAUACAUACAUUGUUCGCUCGAAAGUCCCUGUCAAGCCUGCCUGCAGUCCGCCGCCAAGGUCAAGGGCGCCGAGAGAAAUGCGCUCUCCUUCCGCUACUGCGUGCGGACGCGCUUCGCCGACGUCAACAUCUUUGAGUCGCCCGAGGGCGAAGCCGCCGACGCCAUGCAGACCGAGACCCUGAUGCGGAUGCUGGGCGACCUGCUUGCCCGGAUCGCCACGCCCGCCGAAUUUACCCUCGCCGACGACCCGGCCGCGUUCAACAAGGCCAUGCUCUCGUGGCUGACCGACCCCGACUUCCGCCUCCCCAACGGCAGCGUCGUGGGCCUCUGCUGCUCCAGCCUACUGAGCCUCCAGUUCCGGGAAGACGCCGACGCCAGCACGGACGACCUGAUGCUCGACUUCCGCCGCUUCCUCCUGGCCACCUCGCUCGCCCACGCCGGCUGGCGCGACGGCAGCCUCAAGGCCAUCCGCGCCGACGACCUGCGCGCGGCCGGCCACAUCUCCGGGGCCCGCCUCUUCCGCCGGCUCGGCCGCGUCCUGACGCCCCAGUUCCUGUCCCGCUGCGGCCGCGACCAGUGCCAGGUGCUGUUCCUCCUCGUCCUCGGAGCCGUCCUGGGCGUGGGCUACUACUCGUCCUCCCGACUGGAGGACGACCGCUCGCCCGAUUUCUUCCCCCCCGCGGUCGGCGGCAUGCUGAGCCCGGAGCUCCGGCGCAGCCCGACGCUGUGGCUGGCCAUGAAGGAGCAAUUGUGCCAGAUGCUGGCCCACCACCUGAUCUUCCUCGGCUCCAUGCUGGAGAUCAAGCUGGAGGCGGCUGUGGAGCAGAGGAUCAUCGAGACGGCCGUGGCCCGGUGGAACAAGGCGGAGGACUUCGUCUGGGCGGACAUGUCGAGCUCCGGGUUCGGGGUCGGGGAGGACCGAAAAGAAGAAGGAAAAGAAGAAGAAGAAGAAGAAGAAGAAGAGCGCCCGCCCUCGACGAGGACGUGCAAGUCGCCAGAGGUUGUCAGGAGCGAGGACGUGGACCAGGACUCGGUGCUCGUCCAGCCGAGCUCGAGCCGCGUUCCCAGCAGUCAUUGUGCGCCUGCGUCGUCGUCCUCGUCGGCGCCUCCUCCUCCUCCUCCUGCUGCUGCGCGACUCCCGCCGCUCGUCACGAUAUCCCUGUCGGAACUGAAGCAGUUCCAUCCCGAAUCCGUGGAUGCGUGGUUCGAGAAUCCACAAUCGUAUCUCUCCAUGUUUGACGACGAGCUGGGGAGCACGGGCGAGAGGGCGGCGUCAUCGGCGUCGGGAGCAGCACCCGAGCUGACCGCGCGACAAGAGGGUGAGUCUAGGGAGCGAUUCCUCGUUCCAAAGGUUGGCGUGUGUCGGCCCGAGAGCUAACCAGCACGACCAUGGAUUUAGCCCCCGAGAAGGUGCAACCAGGAGUGAGGAAGCGAAGGUCCAUGUGGAUUGUGCGUUCGUUUGACGCCGGGCCCGAACAGGGACUGGUCAAUGUGCACGCCCGGCUACAACCGGGUACCGGGCUGGAGAGCAUACGAGCAUUUGUUUGACCGACAAGAGGACGGAGAGGUGUUCAUUGGCGGCCGGUGAUGAUGUUAUGACAAGGUCUGGGCACGGAAUAGAGAGAGGCGUUCAUUAGGUAAUUAUUCAGGUGUUGCUAACGCAGGGAGGGGAGAAGACUAGGCCAUGAUGACUGAUGACCCUGGGAAUCGCAAAGACAUACAUAAUUACACGCUUCAAGAAAUCCCUAGCUUAAUUGACCUUGAACAAGAUGAUGAUUACAGAUACUGGCGACAGAAGACUCAGAAUGCGAAACAAAUACGCGUUUGGGUUGUCUAGUAGUUCUAUCGGUUAGUAAUACUGUGUAAUUUCGGAGUGAGUAAUUACUCCAUCCUUCUGUAGUAAUUUAAUUAAUAGAGGGAGUUAGAUAAUCGUUCCCAAGGUUCUUGCCCUGCUUCUCC
Molecule: messenger RNA, 2028 nt
Organism: Thermothelomyces thermophilus ATCC 42464
Lineage: Eukaryota; Fungi; Ascomycota; Sordariomycetes; Sordariales; Chaetomiaceae
Exons: 2
Coding region: 233-1447 (404 amino acids)
Source: RefSeq, a predicted model, not a curated record